This is a messenger RNA of Cyphellophora europaea CBS 101466, 1491 nucleotides long. RefSeq lists its product as uncharacterized. The transcript has 5 exons. The record is from RefSeq and is a predicted model, not a curated record. Gene Ontology annotation, molecular function: carbohydrate:proton symporter activity. Lineage: Eukaryota; Fungi; Ascomycota; Eurotiomycetes; Chaetothyriales; Cyphellophoraceae. The coding region runs from base 1 to 1491 and encodes 496 amino acids. Gene Ontology annotation, cellular component: membrane. Gene Ontology annotation, biological process: transmembrane transport; carbohydrate transport.
AUGGCGGGACUCGAGCAAAAGCGGCAGGUGUCUGUGACCGAUGAGAAGGUCGACUAUCUCAACCAGGUGGAACACGCCACAAGAGAGGAGCACCAUGAGUCUGUGCUGAGUGUCAUUAAACACCACCCCUGGGUUGUUGUUUGGUGUCUGUUCUAUUCACUGUCGGCCAUUGGCUGGGGCUUCGAUGCUCAAGUGAACGGUGCCAUGCUGUCUGUGGCCACCUUCCGAUCCACUUUCGGAUACAUCUACGAAGGCGAGCCGGUCCUCCAGGCGUCGUGGCAGAGUGCCUUCAACUCCGUGUCCAGUAUCGGGCAGUUCUUCGGUGGCUUCGCUUGCUCCUGGCUCUCAGAUCGCAUUGGCCGCAAGAAGUCGCUCGGCAUCGGCCUGGUCUUCGUCACCGCCGGCAUCUUUGGCGAAGUCCUCACCAUCGGACCACUAUGUGCUGCCGAACUUGCACCCGUCUCGUUACGUGGUGUUGUGACGGCUGGCACCAAUCUGGGCAUCUGCAUUGGUCAGCUCCUGAGCAAUGCCGCAAUCAAAGGCUUCGGCGAGAGAGACGACAGAUGGGCUUAUCGUGCCCCAUUUGCUCUGCAAUGGCUCUUUGUCAUACUUAUUGUGGUUGGCCUGCCAUUCGCUCCCGAGUCGCCCUGGUACCAUAUUCGCAAGAACCAAAUGGAAGCUGCACGCAGCAGCCUCUACAAGCUGUACGGAACAACCACCGACCUUGACGCCAAGCUUGCCAUGAUGGUCAAAACAGUCAACGAGGACAUCGAAGCCACCUCAGCCGCGCGUUGGUCGCAAUGUUUCCAGGGCACCAACCUGAUCCGCACCAUCAUCUCCGUCAUGGUCUUCGCCUGCCAGCAUCUGUCCGGCAUCGUCUUCGUCCUCGGCUUCAGCACCUACUUCUUUCAACUAGCCGGCAUUUCCGAUUCCGACUCCUUCAAUCUCGGUGUGGGCGUGACCUCGACCGGCGUCGUCGGCUGCAUGAUCAGCUGGGCGCUGAUCAACAACUUCGGCCGCCGCAAGCUGUUCAUUCUCGGCAUGAUCGGCAUGACGACCGUGCUGCUCCUGAUGGGCAUCCUGGACGUUGUGCACACGUCCGCCGCCCGCUGGGUCCAGGCCUCCUGCACCGUCGUAUACGCCCUCUUCUACCAAGCCACCAUUGGCCCACUCGCCUUCGCCAUCCUCGGCGAAACGCCCACCGCCUCGCUGCGAGCCAAGACCGUGGGUCUGGCCACGGCCAUGCAGGCUGUCUUUGGCACUUUGAUGAACGUGUGCAUACCAUAUCUCGUAAAUCCAGACAAGGCGAAUCUGCGAGGCAAGGUCGGCUUCAUCUUCGGAGGCCUAUGUGGCUUGGGAACUGUAUGGUCGUGGCUGUACGUGCCGGAACUCAAGGGCCGCACCUUCGCCGAGAUCGACUGGCUGUUCCAGAACGAUGUCAGUCCGAGGCGGAUGGGCGGCUACGACAUCCCUCGUACCGGUGGCGUGUAG